Messenger RNA from Impatiens glandulifera, 1765 nucleotides. RefSeq names its product laccase-4-like. Lineage: Eukaryota; Viridiplantae; Streptophyta; Magnoliopsida; Ericales; Balsaminaceae. Gene Ontology annotation, molecular function: hydroquinone:oxygen oxidoreductase activity; copper ion binding. The transcript is spliced from 6 exons. Gene Ontology annotation, cellular component: apoplast. The coding region runs from base 1 to 1668 and encodes 555 amino acids. Gene Ontology annotation, biological process: lignin catabolic process. The record is from RefSeq and is a predicted model, not a curated record.
AUGGUAGAAUGGCUACGGGUUCUGUUCAUGGUGGCAUCCCUUUAUCCGGCAUUAGUGGCCUGCAAACUUCGCCAUUACAAGUUCAAUGUGGUCAUGUUGAAUACCACAAGAUUAUGUUCAAAUAAGCCAAUAGUGACUGUGAACCGGCGGUUCCCCGGACCCACUCUCUACGCUAGAGAGGAAGACAUUAUACUUGUUAAGGUUGUUAACAAUGUAAAAUAUAAUGUUAGCAUUCAUUGGCACGGGAUUAAACAGUUACGCACUGGUUGGGCAGAUGGACCAGCAUACAUAACGCAAUGCCCGAUUCAACCGAAACAAAGUUAUGUGUAUAACUUCACUAUAAAGGGUCAAAGGGGGACUUUGCUUUGGCAUGCUCACAUCCUUUGGCUUAGGGCCACCGUCCAUGGCGCCAUUGUGAUAUUACCCAAACUUGGAGUACCUUAUCCUUUCCCCAAACCCUACAAAGAAGUUGUGCUUAUUUUAGGUGAAUGGUGGAAGUCAGAUGUGGAAAAUGUAAUAGAUGAGGCCAUAGAGUCAGGCUUAGCCCCCAAUGUAUCUGAUGCUCACACCAUCAAUGGCCAUUCCGGCCCUAUCUCCACUUGUUUGUCAAAAGAAGGAUUCAAUUUUCCCGUGGACCCUGGAAAAACGUACAUGUUAAGAAUUAUCAACGCAGCACUCAACGAAGAGCUAUUCUUUAAAAUUGCGGAUCAUAAUCUAACCGUGGUUGAGGUUGAUGCCACCUACGUAAAACCGUUCGAAACAGACGUAGUUUUGAUUGCCCCGGGGCAAACCACAAAUGUUCUCAUUUCCACAAACUUAGGCAUAGGAAGUUAUCUCAUUGUUGCCUCUCCCUUUAUGGAUGCCCCAAUUGCUGUGGACAAUCGAGCUGCCAUUGCUAGUCUCAGCUAUAUCGGGACGACAGACUUAGUCGGAACGAGACUUGUCGCCCCUCCGUCUAUAAACGCCACUUCGUUAGCAACGAAAUUCACCGAAUCUCUCCGAAGUUUGAACUCGAAAGAUUACUUGGCAAACGUACCGAUAAAAAUCGAUCGUAACCUUUUGUUCACUAUUGGUUUGGGAGUGAAUCAAUGCUCCUCUUGCCUCACUGGGAAUAGAGUGGUGGCUGACAUCAAUAACAUUACUUUCGUGAUGCCAAAAACGACCUCUCUUCUUGAGGCACAUUUCUUUAGGGUUAAGGGUAUCUUUACCGACGAUUUUCCUGGGAACCCUUUGAUUUCCUACAAUUAUACCGGAAUGCAGCCGAUGAAUAUGGGAACAAUUGAGGGGACGAAGUUGUAUAGGCUAGCUUACAAUUCCACGGUGCAAUUAAUAUUGCAAGGUACGAGCUUGAUCCUGCCCGAGAAUCAUCCGAUUCAUCUUCAUGGAUUCAAUUUCUUUGUGGUGGGAAGAGGGAUGGGAAACUUCAACGAUGAAAAGGAUUCGAAAAGGUUUAAUCUUAUGGAUCCGGUAGAAAGGAACACGGUAGGGGUGCCUUCGGGUGGAUGGGUUGCAAUUAGAUUCAGAGCGGAUAAUCCAGGGGUUUGGUUUAUGCAUUGUCACCUUGAAGUGCACACAACAUGGGGGCUUAAGAUGGCAUUUGUUGUGGACAAUGGUAAAGAACCUAAUGAGACUCUUCUUCCUCCUCCUGUUGACCUUCCCAAGUGUUGAUUAAAGAAAGAUCAUAAACAAGAUAUACCCUAGGACAUGUUUUUUUAGGGUUUGUUGAUUUUAUUGUGAAGUGGUUGUAUGUUUCUUUAAAAAAUGU